AUAAAAUAUGAAAAUUUAGAAACUUCUUCGAAUGUUCUCGAAUUUUGCUAAUUCUCGUUCUUUUUCCGGUGGACUUCAACGCGUGAGGACCAAAAGUUAAAUUUUUUCCGUUCAGUGAAAAGCCCUGAUGUAAAGAUCGUGUCGCAAUACAGUAUGCUAAUUAUGUAUUGUACAUAAAUGACAGAGAACAAAUUCCAUUCCUGCCUUUAUUAGAAUUCUUUAUAUUUUUUAUAACAAACACGUACGUUUAAUAACUUGGACUGAUAUAGUAUUGGCUUCGUCAACUAAAAUUUUUUACGAUGUUUUCAUGUCAUUCUUGUGAUUUAAGUUUUAAAUAUAUAAGAGAAUAUAAUAAACACCAAAGAAAACAUGCCUUCGAUGCUAAUUUGGAAAUUUUGUGUGCUUAUUCGGGAUGUACAAAAAAGUUCAAUACCUAUGGUUCUUUUAAUGUACACAUUUUUAGAAAUCAUAGGUAUAUAAGUCAAAAUGUUCAGUAUUCUUGCAAACAAAGAAUGUGUAAUUUUCAAUGCAAUGAUUUGAAAAUACUAAAAAAUCAUUUGUAUGCACAUUUUAAAAAAUCCAAUACAGGUGUAUUCUGCUCAAUUCCAAAUUGUCCUAUUGCAAACAAAAAAUUUUUGUCCUCUAACUCUUUACGCAUUCACAUUAGCAGAAUUCAUCGUAAUUGUGAUGAUUUAAUUGUGACAAAUUUAAAUAGCAAUCUUUGUAACACAGAAAGUAAUAUUGCAUUAGAAAAUUCAAUUUUACAAUCACCGAAUGAAAAUGACAGUAAUAUUGUACUAAAUAAUCCACCUCAGCUUAAAAAUGAUAACUACCCUACGUAUUCACAAAAUAAUAUUGACUUUGAUUCUAAUAAUUCUGCUAGUGUAAAUAGGUUUGCUCAGCUUUAUUUAGAUUUGUCUGUAAAUCAUAAUGCAACAGAAGCUGUAUUACAACCACUCAUUGAAGGCAUAUUUUCUGAAAUUGAAAGAUCUUCAAACAAUUUUUUGAAUUCUAAUUUUAAUAGUGACUUAUCUGAUAAUGACAAAGAAAAAGUUGCAAACAUUUUCAACAAUAGUUUUUCGCCUAUUUUCGAAGCCCACAGUACUACAACUGGCUUAUUAAGAACAACUUUUUGUAGAAAUAAAUAUUAUGACAAAAAUUUUAAAUACGUUGAACCCGUGCAGUUGUCUUUUCCAGUUUCCGAAAACGAAAAAGAAUGUUAUUAUCAAUACGUCCCAAUUUUGUCAACAAUAAAAUUGUUAUUGGAAAAUAAGGAUGUUCUCAAUCAUGUUUUACACCCUCAGUUAAAUGAACAAGAAGGCUUUUUUGAUUUUACUGACGGCAAUGCUACGAAGAAUAAUGAUUUUUUCAUGCAUAAUGUAAACAAUUUGAAAAUUUUAUUAUAUCAGGAUGCUUUCGAAAUUUGUAACCCGAUAGGGUCUUCAAGAGGUAAAAAUAAAGUAGUAGGAGUUUAUAUGAUACUAGGCAAUUUACCACCUUAUUUGAGAUCUAAAACAAAUAAUGUCCGUCUCGUAUUAUUGUGUCUUGAAAAAGAUCUCAAACGAUUUGGUUGGGAUAUAUUUUUUAAACAGCUAAUAGAGGAUUUAAAAAUGUUAGAAACUGUUGGGGUUAAAAUGUUAGUAGGGGACCAGGAAAUGUUAUUUAAGGGAACCAUUGCUUUUGUCUACGGUGACAACUUGGGUAGUAAUGGCCUUGGAGAAUUUACUGAAAAUUUCAGUAAAUCCAAUUAUUUUUGCCGUUUUUGCGAAAUAGAUAGAAGUCAAUUUUCAAAGAACCAAUGGUCCAAUAUUCCGUUUAGAACUCCUGAUAAUUAUGACAAAUGUGCUAGUGAAGCCAUUAAAACAAAUUCUAUGGUUAAAGGAAUAAAAAAAAAUUCUUGUUUAAAUAAACUAAAUAACUUUCAUGUUUGUCGCCCUGGCUUGCCACCAUGCCUUGCACAUGACCUUUUUGAAGGCAUUAUACCGCGAGAUUUAAUGUAUAUCAUUAAAUAUUUUUUAAAGAAGAAAUGGUUUCGAAUUCAUUUUUUAAAUUGCAGGCUUCGAAAUAUUAGGUUGUCAACUGACAAUAGUUCGACAAAGUCCGUUCUUCCUGUUAUUAAAAAAAAUUACCCAAAGUUAUGUGGCACAGCUAGCGAGAUAAAACGACUAAUAUUAAUACUUCCUUUAGCAAUUUUUGACAAAAUAAAAAAUGAAGCAGAUCAAGUGUGGCAAAUGGUUUUAAGUUUAAGAGAGGUAUGCACUUUAAUUUGCGCGCCUGCUUUGUCUUCCGGGCAAAUCACUUUAAUUAAUUCCAAAAUUGAAGACUAUUUAAGCCUCAGAUUAGCUUGUUUCCCAAGAAUAAAAUUACAACCGAAACAUCAUAUUGUUUCACAUUAUCCGGAUUUAACUUUAGAAUUUGGACCACUUAAACAUGUACAAACACUAAGAUUAGAGAGUGUGCACCAAGUUUUUAAAAAUUCUGCUAGACAUUGUCGCAAUUUUCGCAAUGUUACUAAAACUUUGGCUACUAAACGUCAAAAAAUGCAAGGUUUAAACAACGAUUUCUCUAAUGCAGUCAUCUCUUAUAAUUGUUCACCUUAUGUAGCAGAAAAUCAUUAUGUAAAUAUUAAUGUUUUAAUUCAAAACACUUUUUCUAAAGAUUCGAUUGAAGGACUAAAAUUCUCUUCUGAAGUGGAUUAUCGUGGUAUUAAGUAUUUGCGAAAUAUGUCAGUCUGUGUAGGGAAAAGUACUUUUGGAAACUUCGUUAUAUGCAGAAUUGAAAUUAUUGUAAUCAACAGUGAUAAUUCAAAUAUUUAUUUCAUUGGACGUAUAAAAGAAAUUAUUCCAAACACUAAAUUAGGUGUUUAUGAGACACUUUCUUAUAACGAGACACUUUCCUGCGACGAAACAUCACAAGACCCGUUAAAAAUUUUUCCAUUCUCCUCAUUAUUAUCCCCUGAUCCAAUCGGAGAAAUUGUUCUCUCCUCGUCAUUGUAUUAUUUACCGAAAUAUUCACCUUUCGAUCCCGACUUAUGAAGGACAAUAAUAUAUGCCAGUCUUCAAAGUGUGGUCGGCCGAUCGAAAAAAACGGGUUUGCGUAAUUUGCCAACCAACAUUGGAGAACUUUAUUGCAUGCGCAAAUUUGAAAUUGGGCUUUGAUGGAGAAAGUCUUUGUCUUGAAACGGAUGGAACACUGAUUGACAGCGAUGAAAUUUUAGAACAUUUUCAAAAAGAAGUUUUUAUCUUAUUAAAAGAGAAUGAAAAUUGGACAGAAGUUAAUUCAGCAAGUGCUUCUUCUUCUAUGAAUGAAAAUGGAAUACCAGGACCAGUUCAGGAAACAGAAAGGUUGCCAGGCAAUGAUGAACCAAAUCAGCAGUUUCUUCCACAUGAUCAUGUACCAAGGGUUGAUCCGAAUCCACUAUUACUCAGAAACAUAAAUAUUUGGCAUAAUUACCAAUAUGAUUGGACAAAUUUAGAUCGAAAUUACAUAGAAAAAUUGGAACAAGGACAAUCACAAAAUGAAAUUAAGAAAGAAGUUAUACAUAAAGUCAUUCUUCAAAUGCAUAAUAUUAAUAAAUUUAUUCCAUGUGCAGUAUUUCGUACUGUUGCAAAAGAAAUUGUUGCAAAAUAUCCUGAGAGUUUCGAAGACAGAAAAAAUAAUAUAAAAUUUGGAAAUGGUUUUACUAGUGUCUACAGCAGCCUUCUAAAUCAUCAUAACUACUUAAUAAGUAUUUCAAAGAGAAGCAACACCACAAGACCGAGGAGAAAUUCAAAAGCCUUAAAAUUUCUUAGUCAAGCCAAAUUAGGAGCCACUAAUUGGGAGUUGAAUGAGCACCCUGAAGGAGAAACUGAGGGAACGAUUUCCGAAAGAAAAACAAUGUUACAUGAAUCAUAUUCUACAUUCAAUAGGACAGAAAUUUCUCCUGAUGAACACGCAGAAAAUUUAGAGAAUAUUACCAAAACAUUUAAAGCUCAACGUGACUUUUUUAAUGAUUUUGAAAAAUUGCCAGAUAUAGAAUCAUUAGCAAACAAUUGGCCAAUUUUGUCUAUACACGAGUAUCUUUUCCAUCAUUACGCGCUUCAAAUGGGUCAUUCAAUUGAACAGCUUAAAAAUGGAUUUAUUAAUGACAAAGCUACAAUUUUCGCAUAUGGAAAAGCUUUCAAUUUAACGCAAGCAGAAACAGCAGAUGAUAGUUUUGAAAUUAUUAAAAUAAUUUUUUACUAUUUCAAAGAAAGUGUACAAACUUUGAUUUCAGUUUGUCCUCCCGGAGAAGACUGGAAAAAUGUUGCAACCGCAUCGAGUGGACCCUUUAUAGUCAUUGUAGAAAAUGACAAUAUUCUUAUCUAUCAAUUGAUGUACGAUAAUCUACAUGUAGAUUUUACUCUCGAUUUUGAAGAAGCUGUAAUGUGGCUCUAUGCCACUUUCUUCGUUUGGAACAGAACGUACCCUUCCGGCGCCGCUUGCACUCUAGAAUUUCUUCAACGGUAUUGCUUGAACUUAAAUCCGGAAUCUGGAAGCAAAUCUACGAAUAGAGUUGCUGUCCUUUCAAAAGUCAACACUUUUUACAAUAAGUUAAAAAAUUCUGCAUCGACCCUGAAGAAUAAAGUAUACAUUUUCCAAUAAUUCUACUAUGAUAUAAGUGUUGUCUACAAUCAUUCUACUGUGAUAAAAGUGUUGUAUGUUUAUAAAAGUUUAUAAUUUUCAUUGCAUAAUUUACUUUUUAAAAAAAAGAUUGAAUAUUGUUUUAAAAAAAUUUGUUAAUCUAAAUUUUAAAUGAUUGAUGUAUCAUACUUCUCUUCUCUGCAUGAAACUGUUCAUUUACAUUUUCAGAAAAAGUAUUUACAAACAAUAUGUUCAACUACGUUUACUAAUAAGUACUGUUAAAUUAUAAUUUCCAGAUAGUCUCAAAUGAAAUUAUAAAAAAUUAUCUACUGAUUGAAAUUUAAUUUCUAAAGCUGUUAAAUUGUAAAAAGUCAGUAAAUAAUUAAUUUAAAAUUUAAGCUAAUAACUAUCUUUAAAAUCUAAAAAUAUAAUUUAUUCGAAAAGCAUUAUAUCCAAAAGAAAUUGUCAACAGACGUUUAAAUUGCUUUAUUGUAGCGUUUUAUUGUAGAGUCUGCGUUUUGAAAAAAGUCUGAUAUUUGUUUAAAAAAAUUAAGGAAUCUAAAUUUUAAAUGUCUGAUGUAUCAUACUUCUCGUUUCUACAUAAGUCUCUACAUUACGAAGUUAAAGUUCACAACGUUGAUUAACGAACAAAAUUUAUUUAAUACAUUGAAAUAUUAUUUUUAAUUGAAAUUUAAUUGUAAAAUUAUAAUUAUUAUUGUAAAUAUUUUUGUGCAAUUUACUUAGUGAACAAUUUUUUUCGUUCAUCAACGUUGUGGACUUUAACUUGAUGAUCAUUAACAUUUUCAGAAAAAGUGAUACAAUAUGUUCAACUACGUUUAUUAAUAAGUACUGUUAAAUUAUAAUUUACAGAUAGUCUCAAAUGAAAUUUAAAAAAGUUAUCUACUGAUUGAAAUUUAAUUUCUAAAGCUGUUGAAUUGUAAAAAGUAGGUAAAUAAUUAAUUUAAAUUUUAAGCAAAUAACUAUCUUUAAAAUCUAAAAAUAAAAUUUAUUCGAAAAGCAUUAUAUCCAAAAGAAAUUGUCAACAGACGUUUAAAUUGCUUUAUUGUAGCGUUUUAUUGUAGAGUCUGCGUUUUGAAAAAAGUCUGAUAUUUGUUUAAAAAAAUUAAGGAAUCUAAAUUUUAAAUGUCUGAUGUAUCAUACUUCUCGUUUCUACAUAAGUCUCUACAUUACGAAGUUAAAGUUCACAACGUUGAUUAACGAACAAAAUUUAUUUAAUACAUUGAAAUAUUAUUUUUAAUUGAAAUUUAAUUGUAAAAUUAUAAUUAUUAUUGUAAAUAUUUUUGUGCAAUUUACUUAGUGAACAAUUUUUUUCGUUCAUCAACGUUGUGGACUUUAACUUGAUGAUCAUUAACAUUUUCAGAAAAAGUGAUACAAUAUGUUCAACUACGUUUAUUAAUAAGUACUGUUAAAUUAUAAUUUACAGAUAGUCUCAAAUGAAAUUUAAAAAAGUUAUCUACUGAUUGAAAUUUAAUUUCUAAAGCUGUUGAAUUGUAAAAAGUAGGUAAAUAAUUAAUUUAAAUUUUAAGCAAAUAACUAUCUUUAAAAUCUAAAAAUAAAAUUUAUUCGAAAAGCAUUAUUUCCAAAAGAAAUUGUCAACAGACGUUUAAAUUGCUUUAUUGUAGCGUUUUAUUGUAGAGUCUGCGUUUUGAAAAAAGUCUGAUAUUUGUUUAAAAAAAUUAAGGAAUCUAAAUUUUAAAUGUCUGAUGUAUCAUACUUCUCGUUUCUACAUAAGUCUCUACAUUACGAAGUUAAAGUUCACAACGUUGAUUAACGAACAAAAUUUAUUUAAUACAUUGAAAUAUUAUUUUUAAUUGAAAUUUAAUUGUAAAAUUAUAAUUAUUAUUGUAAAUAUUUUUGUGCAAUUUACUUAGUGAACAAUUUUUUUCGUUCAUCAACGUUGUGGACUUCAACUUGAUGAUCAUUAACAUUUUCAGAAAAAGUGAUACAAUAUGUUCAACUACGUUUAUUAAUAAGUACUGUUAAAUUAUAAUUUCCAGAUUACGUUCAUGUAAAUUUUCAAUUAAUUAAUUAAUUAAUAAAAUAGAAAAUAAAAGAAAACCUUGUUUAUUGAAUAUUUAAAAAAAUUAUUUUUUUGAAACUUUAAAUUUCCCGCUUGAUAUAUGCCAAAAAUGCUUAGCAUUAUGCGCAUGCGCUAUUAUUCAAUACAUUUUUUACACACUUUCAGUAAAUUUCAAUGAAUUUUUGACAAUUACAGUUGCAAAUUAAUUUUCAACAACUCUGUGUGGAGAAUUCAUAAAGAAUUGGAAUUUUACAUAUUUGAAGCAAAUUUCAUACGACGGUCCGUUGUAAUUUUAUGUCAAUCGU
Leptopilina heterotoma is the source of this 6948-nucleotide messenger RNA. RefSeq lists its product as uncharacterized. Gene Ontology annotation, biological process: apoptotic process. The record is from RefSeq and is a predicted model, not a curated record. The coding region runs from base 3049 to 4623 and encodes 524 amino acids. The transcript is spliced from 5 exons. NCBI's taxonomy places the organism in Eukaryota, Metazoa, Arthropoda, Insecta, Hymenoptera, Figitidae.